Molecule: messenger RNA, 213 nt
Organism: Penicillium chermesinum
Lineage: Eukaryota; Fungi; Ascomycota; Eurotiomycetes; Eurotiales; Aspergillaceae
Exons: 1
Coding region: 1-213 (70 amino acids)
Source: RefSeq, a predicted model, not a curated record
AUGCUGGCUCGCGUGAGAGCUCGACAUGAAUUUAGACACAUUCUUGAUCUAACGGCUGUGGAGCUCGUGUCCUGCCGCCUGUACUCAGUACGAGGUGCUUGCGCUUCCCAGAUCCUUUGCUCCAUCCUGGACCAGACACCCAAGACCCUGGGGUGCUCUGUGCACCGGGUUGUUUCGGCCCUAAGUGUUCGCGAGCUGUGGGCUCCAGAGUGA